Messenger RNA from Adineta ricciae, 915 nucleotides. The record is from the annotation of a GenBank genome assembly. NCBI's taxonomy places the organism in Eukaryota, Metazoa, Rotifera, Eurotatoria, Adinetida, Adinetidae.
AUGAUGAUGCCGACUUCUCGAUUGGUAGCGCUUCUUUAUCCGAAUGAAACUUGUGCAUAUCGGAAAGUCCGUCAGUUGAUUUCAUCGAAUCGACAUUUUUCUCCGAAUAUUUGUGAUGAAUUUGGUUGCAAUUUUCUUAUGUAUUGUCUUCGUUUUCAAUAUCAUCGAUUGCUUCAUUUCUUGUUGGAUGAAGUCUCACUUGAUUUGGAUUUUUCGGCAAAAGAUCAACAAGGGAAUACCAUUCUUCAUUAUGCAAUCAUUUACAGCGAAGGAAAUCUUGAAACUAUUGAUAGAUUAAUCGGAAAGUACGAAGAAUUUUACGUUGAAAUCGAUCAAAGAAAUGCUCUUGGAUUCACACCAUUACUUUUCGCCGCUUUUUGUGCUCGAUACGAUCUCGUUCAUCUCUUCUUAAUCAAAACUAAAUCGUCGCCAUUUGUUCGCGACUAUGUUCAAUACAAGAACUUAUUCGAGUACAUCCAACACGAUAUCAUAAAGAAGAAGCAUGACAAUGGCAAAACCAUUUCAGACAUCUUUCAACACUCAUCCAACUUUUUCGAGAAUCUCUUCCCCGAAAUGACGCAAACUGAAUUAGAAAGAUUACGUUGUUUACUAAAAAAGCGAUUCUAUUUCCAAUCUUUACCAUUGGAUCUAUUACAGUUAGUAAAUCAACGUUAUUCGCAAAUUAAAGUCAAUCAAACAUUCAAAAUUUCGAAAACAAGUCAUGAACAAAACAACUCGAAGAUAUCUAUUCAUCGUAUUCUACAGUUAUAUGAUCCAAAUCCACGACCGAAAAUUCUACCACCACUCUCGCCACAAGCUUCGAACAAACCGAUGAAAUUCAAGCAGUUAGGGACUAAAAUAACCAAAUUAAAUGCUUUCGCUCGAUCUUCAAUAAGAAAAAAGUCUUCAGCAUAA